Molecule: messenger RNA, 1954 nt
Organism: Gadus morhua (Atlantic cod)
Lineage: Eukaryota; Metazoa; Chordata; Actinopteri; Gadiformes; Gadidae
Gene: f2r
Product: coagulation factor II (thrombin) receptor
Exons: 2
Coding region: 129-1433 (434 amino acids)
Biological process (GO): thrombin-activated receptor signaling pathway; positive regulation of blood coagulation; blood coagulation
Cellular component (GO): plasma membrane
Molecular function (GO): thrombin-activated receptor activity
Source: RefSeq, a predicted model, not a curated record
ACGGAAUGGGGGCGUGGCCGAUAGACUAGGCGCACCUUUUCUAAACGGAACAAUACAAUAUAUUUUAUCGGGAGCAGUAAAGUUCGCUGUUUUUUAACCAAUUCUAUUCCGUUAAAGUAGGAGAAAACAUGGAUCAGACGAUAGUUAUACUUGCAUUGUGUUUUCUGCAGACCACCGCAUUUAUUCCUCAUAAUGGCUCCAUCGGGCCCAGGCCGAGGACGUUUGGUGGGCACUAUGUAACGGUCACUGACAGGGAAUUCUUGGAUUUGCCGGAGAGCAGCAACGAGCUUGAUGAUGAAUACUCCGGCUCAGGUAGCGGGCCGGUAACAGUGAAGGGGCCCGUCACCUACUACGAAACAAAGAAACUAUUCCGGCUUUCACCCAAGGCCAAAGAAUUCCUCCAAGGAAAGCUAUCGACCGUUGUGGUCCCCACUGUGUACACGUUUGUGGUCAUCAUCAGCGUACCCCUCAACCUCGCCGCCGUGAUCAUGUUUCUGCGCCGGAAGCGUCCGAGGAAAACCGGGGUGAUCUACAUGCUGAACCUGGCCUUCGCCGACCUCCUGUUCGUGCUGGUGCUCCCCCUGAAGAUCGCCUACCAUUAUCAGGGCAACAACUGGGUGUUCGGGGGCCUCCUGUGCCGGGUCGUGACCGCCGCCUUCUACUGCAACAUGUACUGCUCUGUCCUCCUCAUGACCUGCAUCAGCGUCGACCGCUUCCUAGCCGUCGUCUACCCCCUGGACGCCCUGACGUGGCGCCGCCCGCAGACGGCCUACACCACGUGCGCCGCCAUGUGGCUGCUGGCCCUGGGAGGCGUGGCCCCCCUGCUCAUCUCGGAGCAGAGCAUCCCCCUGCCGGAGCUGGGCAUCACCACCUGCCACGAUGUGCAGGACACGGAGCAGCUGCGCACCUACUACCUGUACUUCUUCCCCGCCUACACCUGCCUCUUCUUCUUCCUGCCGCUUGUCUUGACCGCCGUGUGCUACGUUCGCAUCGUGCAGGCGCUCGCCGCCGCCAACGUGGCCAACGGCUCCAGGAAGAGUCGCGCGGUGAUGAUGGCCGUGGCGGUGCUGGUGGUGUUCGUGGCGUGCUUCGCGCCCUCCAACGUGCUCAUGAUGGUCCACUACCUGCAGCUGGCGCGCCACGCCGCCGCCGCCGACGCGUCCUACCUGGCGUACCUCGUCUCCACGUGCGUGGGUACCCUGAGCUGCUGCCUGGACCCCCUCAUCUACUACUUCGGCUCGUCCCAGUGCCAGAGGCAGGUGAUGGCGUUGUUGACGUGUAGAGACCUGGCCGGAGUGGAGGCCGGCUCCUCGCGCUCCGCUAGCAGCCGACUGAGCAGCGGCAGGAGGCAGACCGAGAGCACCAGGUCAACCAAGAUGGAGAGCGUGCAGGAUAGGACCUUAAGGGACCAGUGCAGGAAGCUGGUCUCUUGAGGCGAUGGGAGGAUGGAGCGAGAGGCUGUGACCCGCUGUUUUUCAAGAGAUCAGCAGCAGCUAUUUGAGCAGUGGGUUAGGGUUAGUGUAGGCGACAUGAUUACGGAGAGAUUUGUAUGAUCGAAAGAAGGGAGAGGCUACUGACACACUCUGAAGUACAGUAUAUGGAAUGAAAAUUCCAGUACCUGGUGGUGGCGGAAUUUUCUGUAUUCAUCUGUUUUUUUUACUUCACCUUGCCAAAAGUGUAUAUCUUAAUGAUGUUCAUGUAUAUAAAUGUUUGUUAAGUCACUUUCUAUCGCGGACAGAGGGUGGCAUGUAGGUGAUGGAGCCUAUGGCCCACUGAGCACUUGCUUUUGCAGUAUUAUGAAUGUUACAACGGCAACACAGUGAUUGUAUCUGUGGGAAAAAUUACCACCUAUCGCCAAAGGUCUUGCCAAAGAGGACAAAACUGAAAACUUUGAGAUUGCAACUUUAAGUGUACAUAUAACUAAUUUGUUUUAAAUAAACUUUUUGCACAUUGA